Molecule: messenger RNA, 450 nt
Organism: Sphenostylis stenocarpa
Lineage: Eukaryota; Viridiplantae; Streptophyta; Magnoliopsida; Fabales; Fabaceae
Source: the annotation of a GenBank genome assembly
AUGCAGAUGGGUUCAAGGAUGAAAGCGGCAAUAUUUGAUGAGCAAACAAACAAGGCUCUGAAGAAAUGGCACAUGGCUGUGAAGAAGAAGCAGGCAGUGGUGAAGCUAGGAAAGUCCAAUGCAGAAACAGUAGAUAGAAGCCCCAGUCCUUCAACUUCGGCAGUGCACCCUUCUGGGCCUACACUUCACCGUUUCAAAACCACCGGCCACUCCACCCGCUCCUCAGCGUACGAGGAGCAGGAUCAUGAAUAUGAUGAGUCCGAUGUUGAGAUGUCUCCCGAGUCCUCCCAAACAACCAGCUUCAUUGUUAGAGUGGAUCAUGCUGGUCACCAAGAACCACUAGAACAUGCACACCGUAGUGAGGAAGAAACCGACACUAGUGAAGAAGUUGAAUUUUCAUUUAUCAAACCGAGUGACCCUGUGGAAAAACCAUCACAUGGCAGCAUGUAA